Messenger RNA from Pristis pectinata (smalltooth sawfish), 419 nucleotides. Its product is annotated as microtubule-associated proteins 1A/1B light chain 3C-like. Gene Ontology annotation, molecular function: ubiquitin protein ligase binding. Gene Ontology annotation, cellular component: autophagosome membrane; autophagosome; cytosol. The transcript is spliced from 4 exons. Lineage: Eukaryota; Metazoa; Chordata; Chondrichthyes; Rhinopristiformes; Pristidae. Gene Ontology annotation, biological process: autophagosome assembly; macroautophagy; autophagy of mitochondrion. Bases 21 to 419 code for a protein of 132 amino acids. The record is from RefSeq and is a predicted model, not a curated record.
GCCCACCCCGGGACACGUCCAUGGAUCACAGGCCGUUCAGAGAGAGGCGCAGUCUGGCUGUGAGGAAAUCUGAAGCGGAGAAUAUUCGCAGCAAGUUCCCCAACAAACUGCCGGUAAUAGUGGAACGUUACCCUAAGGAGCGCUCCCUGCCCCACCUGGACAGAUCCAAGUACCUGGUGCCCCUGGAGUUGAGCAUGUGUCAGUUUACCAUCAUCAUCAGGAAUCGAAUGGCACUCUCUUCAAGGCAAGCCUUCUACCUGAUGGUGAAUAACCAGAAUGUGGUAAGCACCUCUCUGACCAUGGCAGAGAUCUAUGCAGAGUUCAAAGAGGAGGACGGUUUUCUCUACGUGACCUAUGCCUCCCAGGAGAUGUUUGGCUGCCAGGGGCCUGAACUCUGGAGGACGUGUACUUCUAGCUGA